Molecule: messenger RNA, 381 nt
Organism: Scutellospora calospora
Lineage: Eukaryota; Fungi; Glomeromycota; Glomeromycetes; Diversisporales; Gigasporaceae
Source: the annotation of a GenBank genome assembly
AUAAAAUGAAUAACCUUAGAUUUGAAUUAUUUGCUAUUAUUGCUCAAAUUGAUAGAAGUAGAUACCCAUUAGCUUAUUUGUUCCUUGAAAAUAAUAGAAAUUUAGUUCUACUAAUACAAAGAAAACUUCAACAAGUUUUAGAUGGUAUUGAAAAAGCAGAUUGGCAUAAAUCAUUUAAAAAAGAAUGUUAUUUCUUUAUUUGUAAAUAUCUUGUAUUACAAAAAGGAACUAUACCAGUUGAAUUUUUUGAUAAAGUUUAUCAUUAUUACCAAUACCCAUUUCUUGAUACUUUGGAUAUACAAAGUAACAUUGAACAAUCUGUUUUUAAUAAUAUAGAUACUACAAAUUUUAAAAUAAUUGAAGAUGAGGAAAAUAUGCAAA